UCAACGUACGUACGGUACUACUAGUAUUACCGCGUUAAGUUUUCCCUCCUCACUUUCCUCUACCUCCGCCCCCCGAAGCCAAAAAGAAAGCGAGGGAAAGUGAAGGAAAAUAGAGAGAGAAAGUGAGGGAAAAUAGAGCGAGACAGUGAGAAAGUGAAGAGAUAGAAAGAGGUCAAGACUAAAGAGCGAGAAAGUGAGGGAAAGAGUGGGAAGAAAGAGAUGAAGCACAUUUUCAAGAAGCUUCACUUAGGGAGCAAUCACGACCCCAACCGAUCGAACGAAAACCCUAAUUCGACCACUGCGACGCCACCGUCGUGCGCCUCCGAUCAAACUGCGGUUUCCGGUCACGUCCAGAGCUCCGGCGCCGGUCCGGCGAGUCCUUUGUCGCCGUCUCCGGCUCCUUCUCCGGCUAGCAACGCCACAGGUGCGACGGCCGAUCCUGCGGACUAUAUGUCGGAGGAGGAGGAGUUCCAGCUUCAGCUGGCCAUGGCGAUCAGCGCGUCGAAAUCGGAGUUCCAAGACGAUCCGGAGAAAGAUCAGAUCCGCGCCGCGACGCUGCUGAGCUUGGGCGGUCAUCGGAUCGACUCGACGAGGGAUAAGGACGAGGUUACGGCGGAGGCGCUAUCGAGACAGUAUUGGGAGUACAAUGUGCUUGACUAUGAGGAUAGAGUGGUGGAUGGUUUUUAUGAUGUAUUCGGGCUCUCCACAGAUUCAGCAAACCAAGGAAAGAUUCCGUGUCUCACCGAUCUUGAAACAAACCUUGGGAGUUCUGGCUUUGAAGUUGUAAUGGUCAAUCGAACAAUGGAUCCUGCUCUAGAAGAGUUACUGCAAAUUGCACACUGUAUUGCUAUAGACUACCCUGUAGCUGAGUUUGAUGUGUUGGCAAAAAGGCUUGCUGAACUAGUUAAUGGACAUAUGGGUGGGCCUGUGAAGAAUGCUGAGAUAAUGUUGGCACGGUGGAUGGAGAGGAGAACAGAGUUGAGGACAUCUCUUCCCACAAGUGUGUUGCCUAUUGGGUCAAUAAAUGUUGGUCUUUCUCGACACCGUGCUUUGCUUUUCAAGGUAUUAGCUGACAAUAUGAGGAUGCCUUGUAGACUAGUAAAAGAUAGUCAUUACACUGGCGUUGAGGAUGGUGCUGUCAACAUAAUAAAGUUGGAGGAUGAAAGGGAGUUUUUGGUUGAUCUAAUGGGAGUUCCUGGAAUACUCAUACCAGUUGAUACUCCAAGUGCAAAGGAAGCUACCUUUAACCCAUAUAAUCCAAAAGUAAACAAAAUCUCAUCUCUCCAUUCCUCUAAUGACAGCGGAGUUGCAUACUUCAGACCAAAGACUUUACUUGGUGAGGGCAGUAGUCAAAAUGCUGAAAUGGAGAGUAGCUCACCCUUGGAUAAAAGGUCAAGUUCUGAAAAGGCAGAGUCCAUGCCCCCAUUCCUGCGUGCAAGUGGUGAUACUGCUGUUGGUUCAUCUGGUACAUCUAAUAGGCCAACUCCUGAUCAGUCAGAUCAAAUUUCCUCAUCAGGCAUUGGCACCUCUAUGUAUAAAGGCAGUCGCAUGGUCCCUGCAGUUGGUGAUGGUGUGAGGAUGAAUCUCAAUGUAGUUCCGUAUAACCAAAAUAGCCCUGAGGACUACAAAAACCUCUUCGCAGAUCUUAAUCCAUUCCAUAUAAAAGGAACUGGCAAAACUUCUGUGCAUAACAAAGCUGCAGAGAAUAAAGUCGAUGAACUUCAGAGACUCAGAAAUAACACUGUUUCUGGUCGACCUCCUGCACCAUUGAUGUGGAAGAAUCGAUAUGCUUGUAAUGAAGUCCCUCAGAAAAAGGAGUAUGAUUAUAUGGAGGGUCUGUUUCCAAGAAUUAAUCGCGAACCUAAUGACUAUAAUCUGUCAUCGUUAGCUUCCACCAGUUCUGCUGCUAAGUCUGGCAAGAUCUAUGGUGAUGGUUUCAAAUCAUCUGGUACUUCAGAUAUGUCCAGUAGAGACACUGAUGGGGGAAAUUCUGUCAGUGUCACCAGUUCCAUGUUGCAAGCUAACAAAAGUCAGUUUAAGAUGUUGCCUUUGGUUGAGGAUCAGAAUGCUAAUCUAAAGGGAGAACGUCCCAGGAAUGGGGAGGAAUUGCAAAGUGACACAAUGGAUGUGGUUAAAGAACAUGAAGAGCAUGAAAUUGGUUUCCAUGAUCUUAGAAAGUGCACACACGAUAGAUUUAUGGAGACCAAUUUGAAAUUGAAGGAUCCAGAAAAUCCUAGCUCGUCUGUUGAUUCCAGCACAAAUAGGGUUGAUCAAAUAUUUGAUGAUGUGGAUGUAGGAGAAUGUGAAAUUCGUUGGGAAGAACUGGUUAUUGGUGAAAGGAUUGGAUUAGGUUCAUAUGGAGAAGUUUAUCAUGCGGAUUUGAAUGGAACGGAGGUUGCUGUGAAGAAGUUCUUAGACCAAGAUUUCUCAGGUGCUGCUUUGGCUGAGUUCAAAAGAGAAGUACGGAUAAUGCUUAGACUGCGGCAUCCAAAUGUUGUUCUUUUCAUGGGUGCUGUUACUCGUCCUCCAAACCUCUCUAUCAUCACUGAGUUUCUUCCAAGGGGAAGCUUAUAUCGGAUUCUUCAUCGUCCUCAGUGUCAAAUUGAUGAGAAGCGCAGAAUAAAAAUGGCUCUUGAUGUGGCAAGAGGCAUGAAUUGCUUGCAUACCAGCACACCCACAAUUGUUCACCGGGAUUUGAAGUCACCAAACCUUUUGGUUGAUAAGAACUGGAAUGUCAAGGUAUGUGAUUUUGGGUUGUCACGCUUGAAGCACAACACUUUCUUGUCAUCCAAAUCAACUGCAGGAACGCCUGAGUGGAUGGCUCCAGAAGUUCUCCGAAAUGAGCCCUCAAAUGAGAAGUGAGUUGUUAUUGUUUUAAGUUAUUUCUAUUUUGUAUAUUCAAGUCAGUUUAUGUUCAGUUGUCUUCUUAUACUACCUAGCUCUACCCUAAUCCAUUAAUCUUUCAUAAUGUCUGGAAGCUCCAAUAGUCCCAUGGUUUACUUGCUUAGGCACAUCUUGUUUGUGCUAGAGGGAAUUUCUCUAUCAGGUGUAUCUGUUUUGGCUUACCAUUUUAAUCUGGGCUGGGUAUGGAUUUUGAUGCCUUGUUGGAGUUGUCUUAGUCCUUAAGAGUCAAGGUGGGAAAGAUACUUGAGAUCAUUUCAGUUCCAUUCUAAAUAAGAUCAGAGUUUCACAGUUAGGUUAACUCAUCAAAUACAUAAGAAGGGUAGGUAGGGGAUAGGAGAUUAUCUGUUGAAUUACCAAAUACUUGUUCUCUUCUGGUCUUGGAAUAUGCCUAAAAUGCCCUGCUAAUAAUAUGGCUGGAUGAA
Corylus avellana is the source of this 3326-nucleotide messenger RNA. The record is from RefSeq and is a predicted model, not a curated record. Lineage: Eukaryota; Viridiplantae; Streptophyta; Magnoliopsida; Fagales; Betulaceae.